This is a messenger RNA of Danio rerio (zebrafish), 2100 nucleotides long. RefSeq names its product protein tyrosine phosphatase non-receptor type 11a (gene ptpn11a). Gene Ontology annotation, cellular component: cytoplasm. Lineage: Eukaryota; Metazoa; Chordata; Actinopteri; Cypriniformes; Danionidae. Gene Ontology annotation, molecular function: protein tyrosine/serine/threonine phosphatase activity; protein tyrosine phosphatase activity; hydrolase activity. The record is from RefSeq and is marked provisional.
AAAACUCUCCGCCGCUGCGGCCUAGCGCUCCCGGUUGCCGUUUCCUGUCAUUUUUUCACUCAUGUUCGUCUGUCCGAACCCAAACCGAGCGGUACCCGCUGCCGUAUGAGCCGCUGAACACGGCACUGUCGAUUUAAACGGAGUUUAUACCCGGAAAGUGAGUAAAACUACAGUAAACGGAGCGAGGGAGCGAUGACAUCCCGAAGGUGGUUCCACCCCAACAUCACUGGAGUGGAGGCAGAGAAUCUCCUUCUCACUCGGGGUGUGGAUGGCAGUUUUCUGGCCCGUCCCAGCAAAAGCAACCCUGGAGACUUUACACUUUCUGUCAGGCGAAAUGGCGCUGUCACACACAUUAAGAUUCAAAACACAGGAGACUAUUACGACCUGUAUGGUGGAGAGAAGUUUGCCACUCUUGCUGAGCUGGUCCAGUAUUACAUGGAGCAUCAUGGACAGCUGAAAGAGAAAAACGGAGACGUCAUUGAGCUGAAAUACCCUCUGAACUGUGCCGAUCCCACCUCCGAGAGGUGGUUUCAUGGUCACCUCUCUGGUCGUGAAGCUGAGAAGCUGUUGACAGAGAAGGGCAAGAACGGAAGUUUCCUGGUGAGAGAAAGUCAGAGUCACCCAGGAGAUUUUGUGCUCUCCGUACGAACUGGAGAUGACAAGACGGACACCAGCGAUGGCAAACCCAAAGUCACACACGUCAUGAUACGCUGCCAGCAUGACCUGAAGUAUGAUGUUGGAGGUGGGGAGAAAUUUGACUCGCUCACGGAUCUCGUGGAGCACUACAAGAAAAACCCUAUGGUGGAAACACUGGGGACAGUCCUGCAGCUCAAACAGCCUCUGAACACGACACGCAUCAAUGCAGCAGAGAUCGAAAGUCGAGUACGAGAGCUCAGCAAGCUUGCAGAGGCCACAGAUAAAGUCAAGCAGGGAUUCUGGGAGGAGUUUGAGACGCUUCAGCAACAGGAAUGUAAACUCCUCUACAGUCGCAAAGAGGGUCAGCGACCAGAAAACAAAAACAAGAACAGAUAUAAGAACAUUCUUCCCUUCGACCACACUCGAGUCGUGCUCACUGACGGCGAUGUGAAUGAACAAGGUUCUGACUACAUCAACGCCAACCUCAUUAUGCCUGAUAAUGAGGCUAAAAGCAACAAUUCCAAGUUGAAGAGGAGCUACAUUGCCACACAAGGCUGCCUGCAGAACACCAUCAGUGAUUUCUGGAGGAUGGUGUUUCAGGAAAACUCUCGAGUCAUCGUCAUGACCACAAAAGAAGUGGAACGGGGAAAGAGUAAGUGUGUGAAGUAUUGGCCUGAUGUGUCUGCACUGAAGGAGUACGGAGCCAUGCGUGUGCGCAAUGUUAAGGAAACAAUGGCGCACGAUUACAUCCUGCGAGAGCUGAAGCUGUCUAAAGUUGGACAGGGAAAUACAGAGCGUACAGUUUGGCAGUACCAUUUCCGUGCCUGGCCUGAUCACGGUGUGCCUGGAGACCCUGGUGGUGUCUUGGACUUCCUGGAAGAGGUCAAAUUGAAGCAGGAGGGCAUAACUGGGGCUGGACCCAUCGUGGUGCACUGCAGUGCUGGAAUUGGACGAACAGGAACGUUUAUCGUGAUUGAUAUAUUAAUAGACAUCAUCAGAGAAAAGGGGGUGGACUGCGAUAUCGAUGUGCCCAAGACUAUCCAGAUGGUGCGAUCUCAGCGUUCAGGAAUGGUACAGACUGAAGCACAGUAUCGCUUCAUCUACAUGGCCGUACAGCAUUAUAUUGAGACUCUGCAGCGCCGCAUAGAGGAGGAGCAGAAAAGUAAAAUUAAAGGACGAGAGUACACCAACAUCAAAUAUUCUCUCUCUGACCUGAGUGGAGGAGAUCAGAGCCCUCUGCCGCCCUGCACACCAACACCAACCUGUGCCGACAUGAGGGACGACAGCUCUCGAGUCUAUGAGAACGUGGGUCUCAUGCAGCAGCAGAAGAGUCACAGAUGAGACCCUGAUCCCAGCACUGUCCAAAUCACAGGAACUGUUUUUGUUGUUGCCAGACGCUCCCGAACACCUGAGAAGUGAUCAUGACUAAACCGAGAGAUGAAAAAAAAAAAGCCACAAAAAAAA